This is a messenger RNA of Brachypodium distachyon (stiff brome), 4228 nucleotides long. Its product is annotated as ATP-dependent DNA helicase Q-like 4A. Gene Ontology annotation, biological process: double-strand break repair via homologous recombination; DNA replication. Bases 372 to 4019 code for a protein of 1215 amino acids. The transcript has 25 exons. Gene Ontology annotation, cellular component: cytoplasm; chromosome; nucleus. The record is from RefSeq and is a predicted model, not a curated record. Gene Ontology annotation, molecular function: four-way junction helicase activity; ATP binding; 3'-5' DNA helicase activity. Lineage: Eukaryota; Viridiplantae; Streptophyta; Magnoliopsida; Poales; Poaceae.
UUUUGGCAACCUUCUCUCCCCUGGCCCAUCUCGCUGCCGAGCGCUCCGACGGCCCAACCCCCUCGCUCGUCUUGCUCACCGAGCGAGCGCCGCCACCCGCUCCCUCCCCGUCCCGCUGCCGAGCGCCCCAGCCCCCUCGCUCCGUCGCUCGUCUUCCUCCUCGUGCGAGCGCCUCCACCGCAGUUGCUGCAGGCUUGCAGCUAAGUUAUAUCAAUCACAUAAUCUGAGGCAUACUGAGACUGCCUGCACAUGUUAGCCAAAACGCAGAAGUGCCAUUUACAUGCCUCAGUUUGGUUUUGGCUUUUAACUUUGUAAGGCCAUCAACACCCAUCAUUCCACAGCUUGUCACGCCCUAACUAUCAUAGCGGCGGAUGCAAGGCAGCAACAAGCUGAAUGCUGGGUCCAGCUGCAAUGAUAAGCUGCCAAGGGUCAACUGGCCACAUCAUGCAAGUGCUAUACAAAGCUCCUCUAGUAAAGAUGACUUUCUGAGUUCAAGUUUUUUGUUCUCUUUACCAACACAAAGGCCUAACCCAGAAGCAAACUGCAAUAGCAUGAUUUCUUUAAGGUCCGCUGCUUGUAAAAUUCAAGGUCCAGAGCGUCUUCAAGUUCCAUGGAUUGAGAAGGCCUGGCGUUCUGUGUGCAACACCCAGGUUGCUUGCAAGAGUUAUCUAAGACCUGGUUUAUCUGCAAAAGUGGAAGAUUGUGCCAAGGAUUAUACGCAUACUUAUGCAACAAAUUCUUCAUAUAAUACCAACAGACAGGAUAAUGUGCCAAGGAACAUGAUUCCCUCCCAGGAAGGUAUCCAUCAACGCACUGAAAGUGGUAUACUGGAGAACAAUAGCAGUCAUGGACCGACAGGCAUUAACUCCUGUACAAGGACUUACCAGAGCAAUCAUGUUGUGCGGGCAGAUAACAUUGGAACCACAAACCACUGUGGUUUUGCCAGAACUGAUGCUAAGUCAUGCCAGAAUGUUCCUGUUGCUGAUAACAUGUGUGCCGAUGAUACGUUAGAUGCCAUGGAUGAUGAUGAAAUUAUGGCGAGUAUUGAUGUGGACCGCAUAGUUAUGGAGCAUUAUGAAGCAACAAAUACACAUAGAGGGUUAGCAUCCUGGCAAAUGUCAACUCCAUCAGGAAACAAGUGUAACCUCACUGGUUUAGAUGAGAAUAGUUUACCACAAGAACUCUCUGAAAUUUGUAUUCAUGGUUGCAAGCUAGCUUUUUGCCCAGAGGCAAAGUAUCAUGUGCAGGAGAUGAAGGAUCAGAUGCUUGCAAUAUGCAGUGAACUUAUUGAUGGUUCUGGAGAACUCAGCCCUCAAGAUUCUGAAGCGCUUCGUAAACAGAGAGCACAUCUAAAAAAACAGACUAAGCUACUUGAGGACUAUAUGGCGAGGUCAACCCAAGAUGAUGAGAGGCAGAGAUCACACUCUAUGGCAACAGCUUCACAGGGGCAUCACCCCCCUAUGACCCCAAGCACUUCUGUAAUGGACAAUGAUAGAUUCCAGUCUCAGAUUUACUCCAGGAAUGAACCUGUGAACAGUGGUUCAUGCUAUCCUCCUGCUCCACAUCCCUACAUGGAUAGUUUAAACACCCCGUUAACAUCGGUGCAGAGAGAUUACACUCGUACAAAUAUAGAUAUUAACUAUACUGAAGGUUCUGGUGAUAAGAAGUGGAGCAGCAAAGAUUUUCCAUGGACUAAGGAACUUGAGGCCCACAACAAGAGAGUGUUUGGAAAUCAUUCUUUCCGCCCAAAUCAGCGAGAAAUAAUUAAUGCCACAAUGUAUGGGAGUGAUGUUUUUGUUUUGAUGCCAACUGGUGGUGGAAAAAGUUUGACCUAUCAGCUUCCAGCUCUUAUUGAUGAGGGCAUAACCCUAGUAGUUUGUCCUCUUGUUUCGCUCAUCCAAGAUCAGAUCAUGCAUUUAGCACAGGCAAAUAUUCCUGCAAUUUGUCUAAGUGCCAACGUGGAGUGGACGGAACAGCAGAGAAUAUUAAGAGACCUAAUGUCUCCUUCAUCUACAUGCACCUAUAAGUUGUUGUAUGUCACCCCAGAAAAAAUAGCUAAGAGUGAUGCUCUACUGAGACAGUUGGAAAUUUUAUAUUCUCGAGGUCAUCUUUCUAGAAUUGUUAUUGAUGAAGCUCAUUGUGUAAGCCAGUGGGGUCAUGAUUUCCGGCCUGAUUACCAGCAUCUAGGUCUUUUAAAACAGAAGUUCCCAGAGACACCAGUGCUGGCCUUGACUGCAACAGCAACUGCUAGUGUUAAGGAGGAUGUUGUGCAAGCUCUAGGCCUCGCAAAUUGUGUUGUUUUCAGACAAAGUUUUAAUCGUCCAAAUCUGAGGUAUAUUGUGAUGCCCAAGACAAAGAAAUGCCUCGAGGAUAUCGAUAACUUUAUCCGUGCAAGUCAUCAUAAAGAAUGUGGCAUCAUAUAUUGCCUAUCGAGAAUGGACUGUGAAAAAGUGGCUGCAAAACUAAGGGAGUAUGGGCAUAAAGCGUCACACUAUCAUGGUAGCAUGGAUCCUCUUGAUAGAACAGAGAUCCAGAGACAAUGGAGUAGGGAUAAGAUAAACAUAAUCUGUGCUACAGUUGCAUUUGGGAUGGGUAUUAAUAAACCUGAUGUUCGUUUUGUUAUUCAUCACUCCCUGCCCAAAUCAAUUGAAGGAUAUCAUCAAGAGUGUGGACGUGCUGGUAGAGAUGGUCAGCGUUCAUCUUGUGUGCUCUAUUAUAACUAUUCUGACUAUAUUCGUGUCAAACACAUGAUUACACAAGGAGUUGUGGAGCAAGAAACGUCAAUGCCACGAGGAGGCUCUUUGUCUUCGCAUAGACAAGCACUUGAAACACACAAGGAGAAUCUCCUGUGCAUGGUUAGUUACUGUGAAAAUGAUGUGGAUUGCAGACGUCUACUACAACUAAUACACUUUGGAGAGACGUUUGAUCCUUCAUGUUGUGCAAAAACAUGUGAUAAUUGCAUGAAAGAAAUGAGAUGGAUUGAGAAAGAUGUGACCACUAUUGCUAGGCAAUUGGUCGAGUUGGUCAUGAUGACAAGGCCAGCAUGUUCAACUUCUCAUAUUCUUGAAGUUUUCAGAGGCUCCGUGAACCAAAACGUCAAGAAGAACCGUCAUGAUACUUUGAGUCUUCAUGGAGGUGGGAAGAAUCUAGCUAAAGGUGAGGCAUCAAGAGUACUUCGGCAUCUAGUAACUGAGGGGAUACUUAUUGAGGAUGUCAAAAAGAGUGAUACAUAUGGAUUGGUAUCAUCCGUCUUAAAGGUUAAUCAGAUGAAAGUUGGUGGUCUUCGCUCUGGCAAUCACACCAUUGUUCUUAAGUUUCCUACUCGGGAGGCCCCUUUGAUGGGGAAACUUGAUGAAUCAUCAACUCCACAAAUCAAUAAGACUGCUCAACGGCAGAGUGAAGUGGAUGAGAACAUAUCGUCGUUGCUCUUUGAAACUUUAAAAUGCCUCAGGUCUCAGAUAGCGGAGAGUACUGCAGGAUGUGGUGUACACCACAUAUUUAAAAAUGAAACAUUGAAGGAAAUUAGUUCCAGAGUACCGAGGACGAAAGAAGAACUUUUAGAGAUAAACGGCAUCGGCAAGGUGAAGCUCAAUAAGUAUGGGGACAGUGUACUUGCAACCAUAGAGGAUUUUCUCAGCCACUUUCCGAAUGCAAGCAAGAGAAGCAGCAGCAGUGGCAGUAAUGAGCAAAAUGAAGCUCCAAAGAAGCGAAGAGGCCUCUCUGCCACCAAUGCGUCUGGCAAAUGUGAUGGCUUUGAGGAACGAACAGUUCAGUCCAAGAAAUGUGCGGCAAAGACAAAAAACACCAAGCAGGGGAUAUCUGAUGCUGCAAGCAUGGUCCAAGAUGUCCGUUACAUAGAUCUUGAUUUGGAUGGAUGCGAGGAUGUGGAUGACGAGCUGUGCAGCAGUGCCCAACAGCCUGUGGCUUCAAGUAGGGUUUUGCCCAAGUGGCCAACCGCUGUGACCAAAGGUAACUCGCCAGUAGCUAAUUUAUUUGAAGAAUUUAAAUACACGAAGUAGACCUGUAGGCAUCUAAGCUACGGUGACAUAGGUCUUGUGUAAGGUUGCUGGACAUGUGACAUUUCCAGUGUACUUCUUGUAGGCGGUAGCACAUAUAACAUGUUAAAGUGUAUUAGUGUAAGAGGCUUCUGUGAGAAAAAUGUGUUCCAUGGACAUUGAAAUGUAUGGACCACUGCAGUAAUAGACUAGUGUGCUAUUGGAACUGUCCA